Pangasianodon hypophthalmus (striped catfish) is the source of this 4387-nucleotide messenger RNA. RefSeq names its product delta/notch-like EGF repeat containing (gene dner). The record is from RefSeq and is a predicted model, not a curated record. Gene Ontology annotation, molecular function: Notch binding; calcium ion binding. The transcript has 13 exons. The coding region runs from base 300 to 2450 and encodes 716 amino acids. Gene Ontology annotation, biological process: Notch signaling pathway. Lineage: Eukaryota; Metazoa; Chordata; Actinopteri; Siluriformes; Pangasiidae.
UUCUCUCCGUCUCUCUUGCUGUCUUUUGCUUUUCCUGUGUCCCUCUUUCUCAUUCUGUUUCUCUUUCUCUAUCUCUUUAACUCUCUCUUUCCAUCUUUCUCCCAGACUGUCUCAUUCUGCCUCUUUCACUAUUCUGUCUGUCUCUCUCUCUCCUCCCCUCACUCACCCGCCCUCACUCACUCUCUCUCUCUUGCUCUCGCUUACACACACAUUCUCUCUUGCUGUCUCUGUCUCACACACAUUAGAGCUGUGGAGCUCUGCACUACACAUUAGAGAAGAUCUCGGUGGUAAACGGGUGUAUGAUGGAGCACAUCGCGCUCGUUCUUCCUCUCCUCAUCUUCCUUGCGGAGAGGGGGGUCACAACUCCUGUAACCUCUGACCCUGAUGUGACCUCAACAAUCCCCACGGAUCCGUGUGAGGGACAACCGUGUCUAAAUGGAGGAGUGUGUACACCUGCAGAGGGAGAAGAGCUGAAGUAUAUCUGCACAUGCAGUGCACAGUUCACCGGACACAACUGCCAGUUCUAUGCCGACCCCUGCGCCAGUGACCCCUGUCUCCAUGGUAACUGCACACGUGAAGGUGCAGAGUUUGUGUGUGUGUGCAGCGACGGGUAUGGAGGAGUCAAGUGUGAGCAGCCACCUUCAGCCUUUGACCUUGUUGAGUCCAGCUGGGACCUGGCAGCUACUCCAGCUACCACUACUCAACCGUCUCAACCAAUCACAGAGCUGAGUGACACUGAGGCCCCACCCACUUUGCAACCAUGGCAAUCAAAGCCUGGACAGAGAGUGGUGGAGGUCCAGUGGGAGGAGCUCCAGAUCACUGAUGGAUCAGAGUGUGUGAGCAUCGCAGGCACUGAGCCGGCUGGAAUGAUGACGGUUUCUAUGGAGAUUGCAGAAGGAACUGCAGUAAAGUUGGUACUGAACAUUAGUGGAGCUGCAGCAUUGUGGCGUGUUGGAGCUCUCGGGUUUGACCGGUGUUCAGUAUCUGAUGGCAUGGUCGUAUGGUUCCAGCAGGACUCCAAUGGCCUCGUAAUCUCUGAUCAGUUACUGCCACUCGGUCACAACUACUUCAUCACUGUGCUGCGCAUUGGAGCCCCUUCUGGUCUGGAGGUCACUCUCAGAUUACAGUUCACUGUAAAGUCUGCUAGCUGCAUGGAGCCAGGCAGCAGCUUCAGUGACCCACAAUGCACUGGGAGAGGGAAGUGCAUCACACAGUCUUCUGUGAGCACAUUUUAUUGCCGGUGUGAUGUUGGAUACUCUGGAAUCUUUUGUGAGGAAUUUGACGCAUGCUACACAAACCCAUGUGAAAACAAUGGGACCUGCAGUGACCUCACACAGAGACAUGAUGGGCAUGACUACACUUGUACCUGUGCACCAGGGUUUGAAGGCCAGAAUUGUCAGUCUCGGGUAAAUCACUGUGCCUCAGAACCCUGCAAAAAUGGAGCAACAUGCACAAACACCCUGAACGGCCCACAGUGCACCUGUGCAGAGGGUUAUAAAGGAAAUGUCUGUGAGGUAAGAGUUGACCCAUGUGCUUCUGGUCCAUGUCACAAUAAUGGGACAUGUUAUCUGCAGGCCGGUGGACAGGGCUUCAGCUGCACCUGUCCUCCUGGUUUCACCGGACACACCUGCACUCAGCUCGUCGAUUUCUGCUCACUCAACCCGUGUGCACAUGGUGUAUGUCGCAAUGUUGGCACAAGCUAUAGGUGCCUGUGCGUGCCAGGAUAUCAUGGGUUGUACUGUGAGGAGGAGUAUAACGAGUGUCUCUCUGCUCCAUGUCUAAAUUUUGCUACGUGCCGGGAUCUGAUCAAUGCCUAUGAAUGUGUAUGUACGCCGCAGUACACAGGGAGACACUGUGAGAUUUAUAAAGAUCCAUGUGCGAAACUGCAGUGUCAGAAUGGAGGUCAGUGUGAAAGAAGGCGGAGCAAUGCAACCUGUGUGUGUGCACCUGGAUACACAGGUGAGAACUGUGAGAUUGACAUUAAUGAGUGUGAGAGCAGCCCAUGUCAUCAUGGUGGCACCUGCAUUGACCAGUCAGAUGGCUUCAUCUGUCACUGCCCACCUGGCUGGGUGGGCGGGGCCUGUGAGAUCCAUCUGCAGUGGAAGGCAUCUCGUACAGUCGAUUCCCUCCCUAGCAUGCCACGUCACUCUCUCUACAUCAUUAUUGGUGCGCUGUGUGUAGCCUUCGUCCUCAUGCUCAUCAUCCUCAUUGUUGGAAUCUGCCGCAUCAGCCGUAUCGAGUAUCAGGCCUCGUCUCGUCAUGCCUAUCAGGAGUUUUAUAACUGCCGCAGCAUCGACAGUGACUUCAGCAACGCCAUUGCCUCCAUACGCCAUGCCCGGUUUGGGAAGAAAUCUCGCCCAGCCAUGUACGAUGCCACACCCAUCAACUACGAAGACUUCAGUCCAGAUGACAAACCGCUUGUCACACUCAUCAAAACUAAAGAUCUGUAAAGCACAUGCGCACACACACACACACACACACACACACACGCAAAUCCAGCCUUUCCAAUUAGCUGAUGCCAACCAUUAAGUAUUAAAUAACCUUAAUAAAGGACUUAAUAAAAAAUUUAAUUAAACUAUAAAAGAUAAUAUUUAGAUGAACUUUGAUAUUGAAUAGAUCUAUUUUACCACUGAUAUGCAUAAUCAGCUAAAAUUUGUGUUUUAUAGAUGUAUUUAUCAGUAAAGGCCUUUGUUUAAUUGCAGAAAGAAGAACUACAAAGAGCAUAAGUGUCCCUAGUUUUGCACACUUCGACGUAGUCUCCUUCAGUAAAGCACUGGUAUUGUAGGCUGUAAUUUUGGCUUUGUUCCAAACACAGUUAGUGUUCUUACUAGAACGUUUAAAGCUCUGUCCAAAUGCUAAAGUAGGUUCUAAUGAAACCAUUCAGUGGGAGGGAGUGUUUGUAUUACCUACAAUGCACUAUGUUAACACUGAGAAAUAGCUGCUAGCAGUGAGUCAUUUUUACACAUGUAACGUUCUGUUUCAGAAUAUAUAACAAAAUAAACAUAAAGUUAAAUAGUGUAUUUGUCUGUAACAUAUAGCUAAAGAUCACAUGUGUAUAACGUCCCCGUCAGGCUUUAGCUGAGUGUGCCGAUUUACGUACAGCAUAUGAUAGCACAAAGUUAUGCCAGUGUAGUGAGCGUGCUGGUCCCCCUUGACAUAAUCCUUAUGAAAGGACCCUUAAUUUGCAAGUUGUGAUAAUAGUGGUGGGCUAGUUAGCUAUGUAGUUUAUGUUACUACACUGUACACUGCUUCUUGAUGUAACACUUAUUUUAUAUAACAUUUUAUUUUACAGAGUGGUGGUAGCUACUACUAACUACUAAACUAGCUUGUUGUUUAGCUAUUUAUACUUAGUUGUCAGCGAGGUAACUAUAUUCAGUAUUUUACAGAUAUUAGCUAACUAGCUAUUUAUGUUUAGAUAACGAACACCAGUGACAGUCCAUUGUUGUAACACUAGCUAACUUCAUUGCAAACUAGUUACCCUUAGCAAACAGCUACCUAUUUUUCAUUGAUUAAAAUAUAUUUUUCAGUGUCUUUGACAUCAGACCAGGUACAAUGGCUUGCUGUACUAUGAGUCUUCUGUGUGACACAGUGCACUAGCCAUUUUAAGGUAUCUUGAUUAAGGUUACUUCUAAUAAGAACACUUCUAUCAAACUUUUGGGACAAAGCUUUUGUGCAAGCAUAAGUAAAAACAAGCUCUAGGCUGCCUUAAACACUGCAUGGCUAGACUCGGUGGUUUCACAGUUAAAUUAUUUGUAAGAUGUUGUUGAAUGUUUAUCUAGUGUUCUCUUUGCCGGAGUCUUGUGCACUCAUCCUGGUGGUAGAAGAGUGUUAAGUGCCAUUGUAUCGUAAAUAACUGCUUUUAACCACUAUCAUUCACUUGGUUUGUUUUACUAAAUUCAUCCACUAUAACUAUUGAUGUAGCUAUGAUUUAGCUGUUGUCUCCAAAAUGAUACCUUACUCCCUAUUCCCUACAAAUUGCAUUAUGCAAAGUACAUUCUGUCCCAAUAAGGAACACUAACCUACUGAAAUGCACUGUGGGAUUUUGUGAGCUACAUAUUUUCCACUGCAUUUACAAAAAUGACUCCUGCAUCUCACUAUGUAGUGAAUAUGGCAUAUUUUGACAUGUGGUUAGCUUUAAUAAUGUUUAACAUUUUUUUAUUGAAUGUAAGUCUUGUUUUACUCUAUCCUUUCUGUCCUUCAUAAAACUAAAAUUAAGAACAGUAGUUUUGUUAUCUGUGAGUCAAUACUGGCAUGUUCUGUAGACUGAACUAUGGUGAGUACUGUGCAGUGUGAGGGCUUAGUGAUCAAGCUAAAAACAACAAAAAAAAGUCGUAUUACAUACAUGUGAUUUUUCUUCAUUAAAAGGUUAAAUGUGACUUUUCUUUAA